Messenger RNA from Effrenium voratum, 150 nucleotides. Lineage: Eukaryota; Dinophyceae; Suessiales; Symbiodiniaceae. The record is from the annotation of a GenBank genome assembly.
AUGAAGCUGCUCUUUGUACUGGUCUUGUAUCCCGUGAAGGAGUACAUUUUUCAGACCUACGACGACGUGCAGCAGAGCCUGCACCCGCACACAAAGGGUCGGAAGGUCCCCUAUAGCUACACGGAGGUGCCGGGUUUUCGGAUGGUGUGA